Messenger RNA from Zea mays, 773 nucleotides. Its product is annotated as photosystem II 11 kD protein. Gene Ontology annotation, cellular component: photosystem II; chloroplast thylakoid lumen. The record is from RefSeq and is marked validated. The transcript has a single exon. Gene Ontology annotation, biological process: photosystem II assembly; photosystem II repair. Bases 46 to 558 code for a protein of 170 amino acids. NCBI's taxonomy places the organism in Eukaryota, Viridiplantae, Streptophyta, Magnoliopsida, Poales, Poaceae.
GUCCUCGCUUUUGCUCCCUGUUCCGCCGAGCUCACGCCAGUAGAGAUGAGGGCCACGUCGUCCCCCGUGGCUGGCGCCGUCCUCGCCGCCCCUUCCUCCGCCGCCGCCGUAGUCGUAAAGCCUCUGCCUCGUGGCGCAGCGAAUGGCGGCAGCACGGGCAGGCGCGAAGUGCUUGCCGGGACCGGGCUGGGCGCGGCGCUGCUGCUAGCGCUGGGGCCCGUGUGCGGCGCGGCGCGUGCGGCGGACGAGGAAUACGUGAGCGAGACGAAGGAGGUGAUCGGGAAGGUGCGGUCGACGAUCAACCUGGACAAGUCGGACCCGAGCGUGGCGGACGCGGUGGCGGAGCUCCGGGAGCUGUCCAACUCGUGGGUGGCCAAGUACCGGCGGGAGAAGUCGCUGCUGGGGCGGCCGUCGUUCCGGGAGAUGUACUCGGCGCUCAACGCCGUGUCGGGCCAUUACAUCAGCUUCGGCCCCACGGCGCCCAUCCCGGCCAAGCGCCGCGCGCGCAUCCUCGAGGAGAUGGACACCGCCGAGAAGGCACUCCUCCGCGGCAGGUAGGCCAAAUCCCAGCGAAGCCCGGCCAUGGCGAUCGCCGUCGCCGUGGUGGCAGGAACGCAGCUCUCAGCGACAACGCUACCAUUUUGUAACUACUGCGGUGUAGUAUAUAUAUAUGCAUGCAUUCGUACGUGAUGCGAGCUGUGUUUUCGGUCCGAUGGGAGCGCGUCCUGUGACUGUGACUGGAGUAAAAAUUUACCGAGCUUCUGAGAGUAUCA